This is a messenger RNA of Candidozyma duobushaemuli, 1527 nucleotides long. RefSeq names its product threonine synthase (gene THR4). The record is from RefSeq and is a predicted model, not a curated record. The coding region runs from base 1 to 1527 and encodes 508 amino acids. The transcript has a single exon. Lineage: Eukaryota; Fungi; Ascomycota; Pichiomycetes; Serinales; Metschnikowiaceae. Gene Ontology annotation, molecular function: pyridoxal phosphate binding; threonine synthase activity. Gene Ontology annotation, biological process: L-threonine biosynthetic process.
AUGAGCUCUGCUUCUUACAGAUCAACACGUUCCGCUCUGGAGAAAACUUUAUCGUUUGAGGAUGUUGUCAUGACGGGUUUGGCUCAUGACGGUGGCCUAUUUGUCCCAUCCUCAAUUCCGUCCUUAGACAAAAGCUUUAUUGAAGACUGGAAGAAUCUCGAUUUUCAACAGUUGGCUUUUAAAAUUAUGAGGUUAUACAUUUCGACCACUGAUAUCCCAGAUAAUGACCUCAGCAUUUUGAUCGAAAAGUCCUACUCGACAUUUAGGGAAUCAGAGGUCACUCCGCUCAAAACAUUGGAUGCUGAUAAGCAAAUCUUUCUUUUAGAAUUGUUCCACGGUCCUACAUACGCUUUCAAAGAUGUGGCUUUACAGUUUGUGGGAAACCUUUUUGAAUACUUUUUGGAGAAACGCAAUAAGCUGGUGUCUGAUGAAAUCAACAAACACAGAAUCACAGUAGUGGGCGCAACUUCUGGUGACACUGGCUCUGCCGCCAUCUACGGUUUACGUGGCAAGAAGAACGUGUCUGUGUUCAUAUUAUAUCCUACAGGUCGUGUUUCACCAAUUCAGGAAGAGCAAAUGACGACCGUUGAGGAUCUGAAUGUACAUACACUUUCAGUGAAAGGUACCUUUGAUGACUGCCAAGACAUUGUUAAACAGAUUUUUGGUGAUAGAGAUUUCGACAAGAAGUAUAGUGUUGGUGCUGUGAAUUCAAUCAAUUGGGCGCGUAUUUUGGCCCAGAUGACAUAUUACUUUUACUCAUAUUUUCAACUCAUGAAACUGGUUGGCUGCUCUGACAGGAAGAAAGUUAGAUUUGUUGUCCCGUCCGGAAAUUUCGGUGACAUUCUCGCGGGGUUUUAUGCCAAGUCAAUGGGAUUGCCUGUCGACAAAUUGAUAAUUGCCACGAACGAGAAUGACAUUUUGGACAGAUUCUUGAAGCAUGGUAGGUAUGAGAGGAGUGGUGAGGUGAAGGCCACAUAUUCCCCUGCCAUGGAUAUUCUCAUCUCCUCGAAUUUUGAAAGAUUGUUGUGGUACUAUAUCCGCCAAAAUCUCACAGAGCAAGAUGACAAGGAAGCAGGAAAGAUACUAAACUCUUGGAUGUCACAGUUGAAAUCAGAUGGUUCAUUCACAGCCGACGCCUCUGUUGUGGAACAAGCGAGGAGCGAUUUUGACUCCAAUCGAGUGAGCGACGAGGAAACAAUUGAGACAAUCAAAAAUAUUUACGAUGCCCAUCCAUCAAAAUACGUAUUGGAUCCUCAUUCCGCCAUCGGUGUCAAGACUUCCCUUUCAUUUGCCGCGAAAGACGCCGAAAGAAACGCUAACUAUAUAUCUUUGGCUACGGCUCAUCCGGCUAAAUUCGCCGAAGUUGUUGACAAAGCUUUACUGGCUGUUGAAAGUUAUUCUUUUGAGAGGGAUGUUCUCCCUACCGAACUAAAGGCUUUAUCGACGAAGAAGAAGCGCAUCACAUUAGUCGAUGAGGUGUCCGUUGAAAAAGUCAAGGAGAUUAUAGUGGAGAAGUUGGGACAGUGA